Tachyglossus aculeatus (Australian echidna) is the source of this 1987-nucleotide messenger RNA. It is a transcript of the gene TCTN1, whose product is annotated as tectonic family member 1. The transcript has 15 exons. The coding region runs from base 1 to 1839 and encodes 612 amino acids. Gene Ontology annotation, cellular component: MKS complex. Gene Ontology annotation, biological process: cilium assembly; protein localization to ciliary transition zone. The record is from RefSeq and is a predicted model, not a curated record. NCBI's taxonomy places the organism in Eukaryota, Metazoa, Chordata, Mammalia, Monotremata, Tachyglossidae.
AUGGCGGCCCCGCCGGUCCUACUGGCGGCCUAUUUUCUGGGCCUUGGGGUCCCCCUCGCAUCCGAGGGCCAGACCCCGGGCAGGAUUGGAACCUCUCCAUCUUUCCCUCCUUCCUCCAUCUUCCUUCCUUCAUCGUCCAGCUCGUCCUCCGGCCCGUCCCCCCGCAGCUCUGAGGGAAGACGAGGAGGCGAUGGAGCGGGGGCCGAGAGCUCCAUCCCCGCAGAGGACGGCAGCAGCGGGCCCAGCCCCACCACCCGGGACCCCUCGCCUCGGCCCACCCCUCUCACCGAUGUUGCCGAUCUCUGUGUUUGCGAUUUGUUACUGGGACAGUGUGAUGUAAACUGUUGCUGUGAUCCUGAUUGCAGUGCUGAUGACUUCAGUGUCUUCUCUGAAUGCUCAGUUUCAGUAGUCACAGGUGACAGCCAGUUUUGUAGUCAGAAAGCUGCCAUAUAUUCAAUGAAUUUUACAGCACGUCCUCCUCAAAGGAUUUUUAAAUUAGUUGAUCAGAUUAAUCCAUCGAUUUUCUGCAUUCACAUUACAAACUAUAAAUCUGCCUUAUCCUUUACAACCCCAGAAGAUCCUGAUGAGAACAAUUUUGACAGUUUGAUUAAGCAGUUUGGUGCUUUUACUGUGAAUACAGAAUCAGACACAAUGCUCACUCCCAAAUCAGAUGGUCCAAAUGUCACUGCUAAAUAUGAGUAUGGUGUUCCACUGCAGACAGCCGAUGCAUUUCUAAGGCUUCCUUCUCCUCUUGUAUCCACACAGUGUAAUGAUGAGAAUCCUGCAGGUUUUCUAGUGAACCAAGCUGUGAAAUGUAGUAGAAGGAUAAAUAUGGAAAAAUGUGGUGAAAUACAGGCCCUUAAUAUGGCUUUCUACAGCAGCCCUAAAAUUUUGGAAGUGCCUAAUUCAAGGAAAAAGGUUGCUAUUACUGUUCAGUCCAUAGUUACACAGUCUCUGAAUCGUACACUCACUCGUCUCAGCAGUGGUGUCCUUUUGCAGCCUGAAGUCACCAGUAUUGGCAGUUUGGAAGUGUGCACAAAUGUUGUACUUGCGGCAAAGUAUAUUCUUACGUAUUCAGGUGCUGGUGUAAUAGCUAACGCUAGUGUCGCUUUUCUUCUUGGGAUAAUCAGAAGUUCAAUGGUCCCAAUUGAACAAAAGUUUGAAAUUCAUUUUAUUCAGCAAAAUGCAAAACCAGUGCCUCUCAGUGGAAAUCCUGGCUAUGUUGUUGGGCUCCCAGUAGUAGCUGGAUUUAAACCUCAGAAAGGAUCGGGCAUUAUUCGAAGUAUGAACAGAUAUGGGCAGCUUACUAUUCUCCAGAGCACAGCUGAUCAGGACUGUAUAGCUGUAGAAGGAAUUCGAACCCCGGUUUUAUUUGGUUACAAUAUGAUAUCUGGCUGUAAACUAAAACUCACCAGAGCCACAGAAUGCCAAGUAUUAGUGCAAAAAAUGAAGACUAUACUGAAAGGACAAAAUUUCCCAGAAUUUGUAGCCUCUUUUGGAAAUUCUCAGGCCCGGAGCGUGCUGGACUGGGUGCCUAUUCAUCAUCACACUCCUUCGGAAAUUGGAAAGGACUCAUGCCAGAUCCCAGUGGCAUUUGAAAUAGAAGUGAAAUGGACUAAAUAUGGAUCCUUAGUAAACCCACAAGCGAAAAUAGUGAAUGUUACAGCAAGCCUAAUUCUAUCCUCAUUUCCUCUGGCUUAUUCAGGAAAUGAAAGAAUGGUUCAGGUUUCUUCCUCAGUCAUUUUCAUUGAUGUGUCUGCACCUGCUGAGGCAGGUUAUAAGGCCCAGCCAACCAUUGAUGCCAAGCUGCCCUUUGAUUUUUUCUUCCCAUUUAUUUAAAAUUUUACACAUUAAAGGGCGCUCUGGUCCUUUGAGGUACAUGUAAAAAGCUUUAUAAAAUGUACAUAUGAAAAGACAAAGUUAUACUCUAUAACUGUACUGCAAAAUGAUUCAUUUAUCAAGAAUAAAGUUUGUAUUUUUCAGAAAA